Rotaria sordida is the source of this 666-nucleotide messenger RNA. NCBI's taxonomy places the organism in Eukaryota, Metazoa, Rotifera, Eurotatoria, Philodinida, Philodinidae. The record is from the annotation of a GenBank genome assembly.
AUGGCCCAACGUCUUCGAAAACUUCGAGAUUUUGAAAUCGUCAUCGUUUGUGACGAUUCGGGUUCCAUGAUGACGACAGUUGAUGGUACUCAACGCACUCGAUGGGAUGAACUUCGCAUAAUUGUAAAAAUUGUACUGGAUAUUGGUGUUAUAUUCGAUACGAACGGUGUUGAUAUCUAUUUUAUUAAUGGAAAAUCUUUUCCAAAUGUCAAAGAUCCUAGAAUUGUCAACCAGGCAUUCGCAGCAAGUCCAAGUGGUUAUACACCAUUAGUGCCCGUUCUUGACAAAAUCUUUCAAUCACCAUUGUCACGUCGCGGACGUGAUAAAAAAUUAUUAGUAUUUGUAGCCACUGAUGGUGUGCCAACUGAUGAAGAUGGCAACGAAAAUGUAUAUGAGCUUGAGCGUAUUAUGUGGGAUACUCGCCGAGCGGAAACCACUUAUGUGACAUUUUUACUAUGCACCGAUGAUCCAGAUUGUGUUAGCUACUUGACUAAAUGGGAUGAAACAAUGAAAAAUGUGGAUGUUACCGAUGAUUACUAUACGGAGAGAGACAAAAUUCGCUGUUUUCGUGGGCGAAACUAUCCUUUUUCGCGUGGUGAUUAUGUUGUUAAAGCAUUAGUUGGUGCUAUCGAUCCAGAAAUCGAUGCUCUCAACGAGCCGAUCUAA